AGUAGUGUUUCAUUAGAUGACUUAUUUACUCUUAUUUACUCUAAUUUGAAUAACUUGAUAACUACAUUGACUUUUACUCAAGUGAAUUAUUACUAGAGUAGCAGUACUAUAGCAUAGUACUAAUUAUGUCAGUGGAAGGUCCUCAUAAGGAUAUUAAGACAAAAGUGUGUGUAUGUGUGUGUGUGCGUGUGUGCGCGUGUGUGUGUUUUGCUAGUGCCCCAUGGGGAUGCAGCGUGCUUCAGUGUGUUAGGCUGGGCCAGUGUAGGCAGGCAGAGAGGAGACACCCAGUGCUGGCUCCGACAAGUCAGAACACACACGCGCGCACGCACACACACACACACACACACACUCGCUUACAGACACAGACACAGACACAGUGUGACCGUGCACUGUACUUUAGGCUUACUGUGUUUUUCAGUUUAGUGACUCUCAAAUAUGUGCAACUGGUCCUGGAUGAAAAAGAGAUUGUCGGCUUUUCUCCUUUCUCUUCCUCCCAUUAUAUAAUCCUAGGCCUUUGCUGUUUCCCAACUUUGGAUACACAGCCAGAGCAAAACAAAUAUGGAAAUUUAGCAGGACCUCGUACCCCUAGCAGAUGUCUCCUGGGAUCCCAAUUCCCUAUGCUGAGAAAAAAAGGUCGACGCUCCGUAAAACUCAUUUUCCUUUUUUGUCCCAUCACUAUCACAUGCUCAGGGAAAAAGGAAGAGGAUUCUUGACAUGUUUGUGAAGCAAAAGGCUCUGCAUUGAGAAAGUUCCCUGACACGGCUGCGAGACGAGGUAAACUUCUGCCUGGAUUUAGAGUUGACUUGGAGUUUCCUAGAAUACAUAAUGAACUUGGAGCACAUCAGAAAGUGCAACUGAAGCACUUUGAGUCAUUUGGCUAGACUUGGACACACUAUCUGACUGAACCUUCUCUUGACCUUCUGCUUCUCUUGGGUCAUCCAAGCCUUUUUGGAGAGCAUCAUAAAAUGUGCCUUGAUCAGGUGAAUGCUGCAGUGCGCGUGCCUGUACUUCCUUGGUAAAAAUCCUCUCCAUGUGGCCAUCUGAAAGUUGAAAUGAUGCACAAAGACCACCGCUUAUUCCGCAAAGGUUCUCUGUUUAACUUCGGUUCUGGACGAAGAAGACACUCCUGCAUUGGUUUUGAUGUGGAGAAUGGACCAUCAGUGGGGCGAGCACUGGACUCUCAGGUCAGCCCGAGCUCUGGCCUGGUCCUGCAGGGCAACUUCCCCCACAGCCAGCGACGCGAGUCUUUCUUGUACCGCUCCGAUUCAGACUUUGACAUCUCACCAAAAGCAAUGUCCCGAAAUUCCUCCACUGCUAGUGAGCUGGAAGAGGGCUUGAAACAGUGGGAAGUCAGUUGCCUGCCUCGACAUGAAGACAUGAUUGUAACACCAUUCGCACAGGUCCUGGCCAGUUUGCGAACAGUGCGGAGCAACUUUGCAGCAUUGACUCAUCUGCAGGAUCGGGGAAGUUGCAAACGGCCAUCAGGCAGUAAUCCUCCCUCUGUGUGCAAGCAGGGUGUGCCAGAUGAGGCAUACCAGAAGUUGGCCAUUGAGACACUGGAAGAACUUGAUUGGUGUCUGGACCAGUUGGAGACCCUGCAGACACGUCACUCGGUCAGCGAGAUGGCCUCCAAUAAGUUUAAAAGAAUGCUGAACCGUGAACUUACCCAGCUGUCAGAGACAAGCCGCUCAGGAAACCAAGUGUCAGAGUUCAUAGCAAGCACAUUUUUAGAGAAACCACACGAUGUGGAGAUCCUGUCUCCACCACCAAAGGAGAAGGAGAAGAAGCGGCGUCCCAUGUCUCAGAUCAGCGGAGUGAAGAAGUUGGCACACAGCCCGUGUCUGGCCCCCAGCCGCAUACCUCGCUUCGGGGUCAACACGGAGCACGAGAGCCUGCUGGCCAAGGAAAUCGAGGACAUCAAUCGCUGGGGCCUUGAUAUCUUUAAGAUAGCAGAGCAUUCAGGGAAUCGGCCACUGACGGUGAUAAUGUACACAAUUUUUCAGGAACGUGACCUACUGAAGUCCUUUAAGAUCCCAGCAGACACAUUCAUCACCUUCAUGAUGACCCUAGAGGGCCACUACCACACUGAUGUCGCCUAUCACAAUAACAUCCAUGCUGCUGACGUAGUGCAAUCCACACAUGUUCUCCUCUCCUCACCUGCUUUAGAGGAUGUCUUCACUGACCUUGAAAUCAUGGCUGCUUUGUUCGCUAGUGCCAUACAUGAUGUUGACCAUCCUGGAGUGUCAAACCAAUUCCUCAUCAACACCAACUCUGAGCUGGCUCUGAUGUACAACGAUGCUUCUGUACUGGAGAACCACCACCUGGCCGUGGGCUUUAAACUUCUACAGGAGGAAAACUGUGACAUCUUCCAUAACCUGAGCAAGAAGCAGCGGCAGUCACUGCGCACAAUGGUCAUCGACAUGGUAUUAGCCACAGACAUGUCCAAACACAUGAAUGUCCUGGCAGACUUGAAGACCAUGGUUGAGACAAAGAAAGUGACCAGUCUCGGAGUAUUGUUACUGGACAACUACUCGGACAGAAUACAGGUUCUCCAAAACAUGGUCCACUGUGCCGACCUCAGCAACCCUACAAAGCCUCUGGAGAUCUACAGGCAGUGGACAGACCGCAUCAUGGUGGAGUAUUUCACCCAGGGUGACCGGGAGCGAGACAAAGGCAUGGAGAUUAGCCCCAUGUGUGACAAACACACUGCUUCAGUGGAGAAGUCUCAGGUGGGCUUCAUUGACUACAUCGUGCACCCUCUCUGGGAGACAUGGGCUGACCUCGUCCACCCGGAUGCCCAAGACAUCCUGGACACUCUGGAGGACAACCGUGAGUGGUACCAGAGCAUGAUCCGCCACAGUCCCUCACCCCCGCCCGAGGAACAGGACUCAAACGGUGCCAUUGGAGCCUCCACAAGCGAAAAGUUCCAGUUCGAGCUGACGUUGGAGGAGGAGGGCGAGUCAGACUCCGAGAAUCCUCAGGAAGCACAGCACGCCAAGCCUGAGAGCACCACGACUCGGUGCCGCAGGACGUUGUCUCCUGACACAACGGACAAGGAGGCUGUGAGAGAAUGAGACUAAAGAGACAAAAUGUGCAUAGCUAGGUGCAAAGCACUUCUGUCCUAAUGACAUGUCUCAGCGAAAAUUUGCUCCUUAAAUCUGUGAUGAACUUCAGUGUGGCUGUAGCAGGCUCCCACUGAGCGAUGCACCCCACACCAGCUAAUGAGAUAACUCCUCAUUUCACCUAUUAGCCACACAUUUCCUGUUUUUCCUGCCAGAUAAGCCUUUUAGUCCUAGCUUCUUAAGAUGCAUUUGUGUCUAGCACACAGGUGGCUGUAAUGAUCACUCAUUGACUGAGGAGAGAUCUGAGGAUGGCUCGGCCUCUUCAGGGUCUAUUAACAAAGCAAGGAGAUCUUCUGAGAAAGAGAGUCUUCCUUCAAAUGAUGUACAUGUUGUCUAUAGAGGAAAUUGUAAUAUUUAUGGUAAGCUAACAGGGUCUAGGAACUUUUUUUUUGCACCGUACCAUUAGUUUUGGACAAGUAGGAGUUUCAUUUAUCUUUUAAAUGAUUAAUUUAGCAUUCAUUUGUAUUUUCAAUAUUUUAGUCACUUUGAUCAGAUGAAUGAACAAGUGACAGUCGUGCCAAAUAUUAGCUUGAGAUGAAAAUAUGACACUAAUAACCUCAGGAUAUAAAUAAUUAUUUCACUUUAAUGUAGCAAGGUACCCCUGUAUAUUACCCAGUGCAUCUUUAUUAUACGCCACUAAAAAUAAAUCACCCAUUUACACUGGUAUUCACACUUACACCUCAAUAUUCACCGUUACAUCUUUACACGUCUUCAUGUAUCAUUAAUAACUGAUUAGAUCUUGAUAUUGUGAAGAUGUUAAAUCUGAUGUUAAAGAGGCACUGCUUUGCUCUAACUCAGCGUAAAAAUAAUAAGAGUAUCGAUUUGUUCAUUCAUUUGUUUUAUGUGAAAAUAUCGAUGGUGUGCAAUUUGUGUAAAUCCCAGUCAUGGUGCAAGGUUUUCAGAUCUGAAUCAUUUUAUAGUGGUUUAAACCAGCUUAUGUUAUAGCAAUGAGGAAUCCAGAUUGUAAGUGUAGCUUUACAAUACAAGAUAUUUUAAAGGUUUUAUAUAUUUCCAAGUUUCCAAAUAUUUCCCUUGCAAGUAGAAGUUUGAAUUAUUUUUAUUUAUGGCCUCAUUUUACUCUUUAACACAACUAGUUUUCUUCAAUGAGAAAUCCACCCUGCUUGGUUUGCAUGUUAAUCCUUAUAACUAACACACAAUCUUCAUUUCUAUCCAUGAUUUAUAAAAGUCAGCUUUUUAGUUUUAACACUGACAGGUUAGUCUAUUUUCACUUUGGGUCACUGUGUCCUACACGUCCCCAAUAUCUUCUGUAUGCACUAUGUCUACGCUGGAUUUCUCAUUAAUAUGAAAGUGAAUGUCACUGAAAAAUGGUGAGUGAGAAAAGAAGUUCUUACUCUUUUAUUCUUAGGAGAUAACAGUCAAACCUGAUCAUUAACCCUUAUGUUUGAUAUCAUUGGAAAUUUUUUUUCCUCCUAUUAAACUCCACUGUAACUGUGCUAGCAAUGUUCUCCUGUUAUGCCAUAGCAGCAGACAACCUCAAACUUCUCAUGGGAAUAACAAAAAUACAGCAUCAACAAAAAAUUAGCAGCAGAAUCACUAAGCACAUCACAAUUAUUUCAGUCGAAAUAUAUUUCAUGUGUUUCAGGAUGGAUUUUUCCUUUAAUGUUGCUGUUGUAAAGUUAAUGACUACAUGAAAGCUAAACGCUCAAGUCUGAAUGCGCAAAUAUACAUUUCAGUUUCUCAUUGAGUGUGUAUACUGAACCCAUAUAGAAUGAACUAGUACAGCUGAGUAGAAUAUCCAGGGGUACCCAUUUCUGAUCUUACCUUCUGAUCACCACUUCCACUCGUGUUUGUAUCGUUUGUAUUCGUUUUACCUAAUGUCCAGUUUUAACAUCAUUAUCUCAAACGUAUUAUUGACAGCUUGCAAACUGCCACAAUUUGCUGCCUCGAUUAAGACAUGCCAGAUAUUAGCCUGUGAUUUUGAUCUGAGAGUCUUGAGGUUUUUUUUCCCUCCAGGAAUUUGAACCAGAAAUAAUUCCGGCACAUUUAAAGGGCUAGAGAUAAACCAGGAUCUUUCCCUGCUCUUCAUUGACAUCACUUCAUUUUUUCAACUUUAAGUGUUUUCAUUGAGGGUUUAAUCCGUAUAUUUUUGGAAUAAACUAUAGAUGACUAGACAAUAAUUUAAAAAAAAACAGACUGAUUAUAAUAUAUAAUUACAUUAUUAGUGUUUUGGUGUUUUUGGUCUCUCCUGUAUUUCAUCACAUAAAGUAAAUACAGAAAUCCCACUUUUCUUUCCUUUAAUAUAUUAAACAGAGGAAACACUAACACGGUGGUUCUUUCAGAUAUGAGUUGACCGAGUGCAGUCCAUUCAAUGCCACCAAACUGCACUAAAAUGUGCACAGAUUUCACACACAUGCACAAUGGGAGAGCACUCCAAUGCCAUAAUGAUGCCGUUCAGUGAAGUCAUCUAUCCGCUAAAAAGCACAGUUUUCGUGGUUUUUAUGUUGUUUCAUGUCUUUUUUUUUUUUAUCUUUACUGAUGUGCCACAUUUCCUCUUGAUUCUCUUUACUGGCAAGUCCUGAAAUUGCCAAACUUAUUUGUUGUGUUCAUUGUUUGAUGGCAUUGUGUCUUUUUUCUGAAGAAUAAGAGUGUUACUUCAUGUAAAAAAAAAAUAAUAAUAAUAAUGUUUUGUCACUCCUGUACCUGUUUCUGUACCUUCAUGUUCCACAUUCAAAGCCAAAAACUCCAGACUACUUCAGGUUGUUCUCUAGAACCUACGUCAAUAAAUUAACUUAAGCUGUCUA
Messenger RNA from Pangasianodon hypophthalmus (striped catfish), 5884 nucleotides. Its product is annotated as cAMP-specific 3',5'-cyclic phosphodiesterase 4D. The transcript is spliced from 16 exons. Gene Ontology annotation, biological process: signal transduction. Gene Ontology annotation, molecular function: 3',5'-cyclic-AMP phosphodiesterase activity. Lineage: Eukaryota; Metazoa; Chordata; Actinopteri; Siluriformes; Pangasiidae. Bases 1053 to 3074 code for a protein of 673 amino acids. The record is from RefSeq and is a predicted model, not a curated record. Gene Ontology annotation, cellular component: nucleus; perinuclear region of cytoplasm; cytosol.